AUUAAAAAAAACUACAAUUAAUUAUCAUUUUAUGUAAAAAGUAUCCAUCUAAAUUAAUCAUAUUUAUCAUCUAAAUUGUUUUGUACGCAUUCUAGGGGCACAAAAAUUAUUUACUUCAAAUAAAACUGAUCCAAAACGUUGAGGGUGUGCUCAUGAAUAACUGUAUCCAUCGGUUUGUUACACCUUUAACUACAAGACAAAUUUCUACAGACACCUCUCUACUCGAAUUGUUUUCUCUUUCAAUUCCAUCUAUGGCGAAGCUGACCGACAUGUCGUAUGAAAUUGCAUUACGCGCCAUUGCCUUCUGCUUCACUUUACUGGCUGCGGUGCUCGCAAUCGCCGAUCAGGAGUCCUCCGCCACUGCUAACUGGUUGUUGAUGUUGGUUAAUGGGAUAGUAUCUUCAUACUUGGGUGCAUCAAUGAUACACUUGGUGAUACAUGACGACAAAAAGGUGGAUACCAAAUUUGUAAUUCUGGUUAUUGACAUCAUAAUGGGGGCACUGUUGUUCUGCUUUGCUCAUUUGGCCGUUUAUGCUGCGGGAGGAAUCGUCAGCUACUCAAUGGUAAUCACCUUUCUUGGAGCUUAUGUCUUUUUAUGGCUUCCUCUGGCUUCAGUUAUAAGCAUCGCUAAAACAUCCAUUUGAAAAUGCAACAAAACAAGUUUCAGAUUUAAGGCUGCAUUUUAAUUGUGUUGGUAUUUUUGAUCUUUAAAGCAUGUUUAGUUUGUGGAAUGUUUUGACUUUUGAAACAAAUUGGUAUCUGUUAAAGACAAUUGAAUGUUAAGGAAUUAGCAUUUUGAGUAGUUUAAAUCAAUAUAUCACGUAUUUUGUUGGAUAU
Molecule: messenger RNA, 837 nt
Organism: Lactuca sativa (garden lettuce)
Lineage: Eukaryota; Viridiplantae; Streptophyta; Magnoliopsida; Asterales; Asteraceae
Source: RefSeq, a predicted model, not a curated record